AGCGCCACUGUCUGCCGCCCACCUGGCGCUGUGAGAUUGGCGCUGCCACCAUGUUCCCCAGCCCUGCGCUCACACCCACGCCCUUCUCGGUCAAAGACAUCCUGAACCUGGAGCAGCAGCAGCGCAGCCUGGCAGCCGGGGAGCUCUCAGCGCGCCUGGAGGCCACCCUGGCACCCGCGUCCUGCAUGCUGGCUGCCUUCAAGCCCGAGGCCUACUCUGGGCCCGAGGCGGUGGCGCCCGGCCUCCCCGAGCUGCGAGCCGAGCUGGGCCCCGCGCCUUCACCCCCAAAGUGCGCUCUUGCCUUCCCGGCCGCCCCCGCCUUCUACCCGCGCGCCUACGGCGAGUCUGACCCGACCAAGGACCUUCGCGCUGAUAAGAAAGAGCUGUGCGCGCUGCAGAAGGCCGUGGAGCUGGAGAAGCCGGAGGCGGACAGCGCGGAGCGGCCCCGGGCGCGACGGCGGAGGAAGCCACGCGUGCUCUUCUCACAGGCGCAGGUCUACGAGCUGGAGCGGCGCUUCAAGCAGCAGCGGUACCUGUCGGCUCCCGAGCGCGAUCAGCUGGCCAGCGUGCUGAAGCUCACGUCCACGCAGGUCAAGAUCUGGUUCCAGAAUCGGCGCUACAAGUGCAAGCGGCAGCGACAGGACCAGACUUUGGAGCUGGUGGGGCUGCCCCCGCCGCCGCCGCCCCCUGCCCGCAGGAUCGCGGUGCCAGUGCUGGUGCGUGACGGCAAGCCCUGCCUUGGGGACUCUGCGCCCUAUGCACCAGCCUACGGCGUGGGCCUCAACGCCUAUGGCUAUAACGCCUACCCCGCCUACCCGGGUUAUGGCGGCGCAGCCUGCAACCCAGGCUACAGCUGCGCAGCCGCUUACCCCGCCGGGCCUCCCUCGGCGCAGCCCGCCACGGCUGCGGGCAACAACAACUUCGUGAACUUCGGCGUCGGGGACUUGAACGCUGUGCAGAGUCCCGGGAUUCCGCAGGGCAACUCCGGGGUGUCCACACUGCACGGUAUCCGAGCCUGGUAGGGAAGGGAUUCGCCUGGGGCGCCCCCGACCCAUCCCACCUCAAGAGAAGGGCACCGACUGUGGGG
Castor canadensis (American beaver) is the source of this 1087-nucleotide messenger RNA. RefSeq names its product NK2 homeobox 5 (gene Nkx2-5). Gene Ontology annotation, cellular component: nucleus. Gene Ontology annotation, molecular function: DNA-binding transcription factor activity, RNA polymerase II-specific; RNA polymerase II cis-regulatory region sequence-specific DNA binding. Gene Ontology annotation, biological process: regulation of transcription by RNA polymerase II; cell differentiation. Lineage: Eukaryota; Metazoa; Chordata; Mammalia; Rodentia; Castoridae. The record is from RefSeq and is a predicted model, not a curated record.